AUAUCAGCUGUUAUUAUUAUUAUUAGGAUUGAUAUUUCUGUUCAGCUGCAGUAGAGAUGGAUGGAACAAAUGGCAGCAUCCAAACCCAUUUCAUCCUACUGGGAUUCUCUUACCGACCCCAUCUGGAGAGGAUCCUCUUUGUGGUCAUCCUGAUCGCGUACCUCCUGACCCUCGUAGGCAACACCACCAUCAUCCUGGUGUCCCAGCUGGACCCUCACCUCCACACCCCCAUGUACUUCUUCCUCACCCACCUUUCCUUCCUGGACCUCUGUUUCACCACCAGCUCCAUCCCCCAGCUGCUCUACAACUUUAAUGGACGUGACAAGACCAUCAGCUACAUGGGCUGUGCCAUCCAGCUCUUCCUGUUCCUGGGUCUGGGUGGUGUGGAGUGCCUGCUCCUGGCUGUCAUGGCCUAUGACCGGUUUGUGGCUAUCUGCAAGCCCCUGCACUACAUGGUGAUCAUGAACCCCAGGCUCUGCCGGGGCUUGGUGUCAGUGGCCUGGGGCUGUGGGGUGGCCAACUCCUUGGCCAUGUCUCCUGUGACCCUGCGCUUACCCCGCUGUGGGCGCCAUGAGGUGGACCACUUCCUGUGUGAGAUGCCCGCCCUGAUCCGGUUGGCCUGCGUCAGCACCGUGGCCAUCGAAGUCGCCGUCUUUGUCCUGGCGGUGGGUGUUGUGCUGUCCCCCUUGGUGUUUAUCCUGCUCUCUUACAGCUACAUUGUGAGGGCUGUGUUACAAAUUCGGUCAGCAUCAGGAAGGCAGAAGGCCUUUGGCACCUGCGGCUCCCAUCUCACUGUGGUCUCCCUUUUCUAUGGAAACAUCAUCUACAUGUACAUGCAGCCAGGAGCCAGUUCUUCCCAGGACCAGGGCAAGUUCCUCACGCUCUUCUACAACAUUGUCACCCCCCUCCUCAAUCCUCUCAUCUACACCCUCAGAAACAGAGAGGUGAAGGGGGCACUGGCAAGGUUGCUUCUGGGGAAGAGAGAGCUAGGAAAGGAGUAAAGGCAUCUCCACCUGACUUCACCUCCAUCCAGGGCCACUGGCAGCAUCUGGAACGGCUGAAUUCCAGCUGGUAUUAGCCCACGACUCCCAACUUGCCUUUUUCUGGACUUUUGUGAGGCUGUUUCAGUUCUGACAUUAUGUGUUUUUGUUGUUGCUCUUAAAAUUGAGACGGGGUCUCACUCUGUCACCUAGGGUGGAGUGCAGUGGUGCCACCAUAGCUCCUUCGACUAUUGGGCGUAAGCGAUCC
Molecule: messenger RNA, 1248 nt
Organism: Gorilla gorilla gorilla (western lowland gorilla)
Lineage: Eukaryota; Metazoa; Chordata; Mammalia; Primates; Hominidae
Gene: OR2W3
Product: olfactory receptor family 2 subfamily W member 3
Exons: 1
Coding region: 57-1001 (314 amino acids)
Biological process (GO): G protein-coupled receptor signaling pathway
Cellular component (GO): membrane
Molecular function (GO): G protein-coupled receptor activity; olfactory receptor activity
Source: RefSeq, a predicted model, not a curated record